Saimiri boliviensis boliviensis (Bolivian squirrel monkey) is the source of this 698-nucleotide messenger RNA. The record is from RefSeq and is a predicted model, not a curated record. Lineage: Eukaryota; Metazoa; Chordata; Mammalia; Primates; Cebidae.
ACCCAGGAGGCGGAUGUUUCGCACCCCCAGACUACCGGCGCCUAGCUCAGAGCUGCCCGGAUUGGGAGAUCUGCAAGUUUUCCCUAGUGAAUGAACGAAUGACUGAAUGGACGAAUUCGAGUUCUCCGUGUGCCAUCUCUGGUAAGCUACCGGCAACGUUGUAUCUCGGUUUCCCCAACUGCGCGUCUAGAGCUGACGCCGACCCCGCUACCGGGGGUGCAGUGAAAGAGGCAGGCACCAAGGGGCGAGCUCCAGCUUCUCCCGGGCGGGCGGGCGGUACCACGACACUCCUUCGAGGCGGGGAAGACGGGGCGGAGACGGGGCUCCCCCGCUGCGGCGCUAUUGGCCGCGCCCGCCGCCACCCGGCAGUAGUUGCCGAGGUCAGCCCCGCCUACUUCCUCUUUCUUUCGGAGCGACCGGCGGCGGCGGCGGCGGCGGUAGCGGCGGCCUGUGCAGCGAUGGCCAAGAUAAAGGCUCGAGACCUUCGCGGGAAGAAGAAGGAGGAGCUGCUGAAACAGCUGGACGACCUGAAGGUGGAGCUGUCCCAGCUGCGAGUCGCCAAAGUGACGGGCGGCGCGGCCUCCAAGCUCUCUAAGAUCCGAGUCGUCCGCAAUCUAUUGCCCGUGUUCUCACAGUUAUUAAUCCAGACUCAGAAAGAAACCUCAGGAAAUUCUACAAGGUGAGUCUGCCGGGGCAUA